AAAAUAAUUUAGUUGUUUGAUUUUUUGUGUGAGAAUAAGAGAACAAUUUAUUACACAAGUAUGGACACAUCAUAAAGCAUCUUAAUCCAUUACUUAAUGUUGUGGGUUUAUUUUUGAAAGUUGGUUCCUAAAUUAAGGGGUGGAGUGUGACAGUGUAUACAAUGUCUUGAAUGCGGUUCAACUGGAGGCUCUCAUGCUGGAUCAGCCAAUUUUUCACUACGGGAAACGUUGGUCAGAAGGAAGCGCAAGGCAGGAUGCAGGGGCUGCCUCCCCUCCCCUGCCCUCUGCGUUUUAGGGAUGUGAAGGGCUUUGAGGGGAGAACAAAUGAUGUCAUCUACUGUCUUCCGAAACAGGAAUCUCCAACUUCUGCUGUUGUUUAUUUCCCCGGAGAUGUUCAGGACUAUUCAGAAUCAAUGGAAGCACAUCGUGACAAUAAGAAGUAUGUGCAAUGGAGUCUGGAUAACAUAGCAUUACUUCUAAAAUCCUAUCACCCAGAAAGCCAUAUAGUCAUUGUCAAGCCUACAAGGAUGGAGUUCAAAACAUUCGCCUGUUACAACAACUUCGUGCCUUCCAACAACGCGGGGGUACCAGACCACACACCCAAUCACAAUGCCUUGCUACAUCUGGAGCGCCUGUUGCAGAGUCUUACCCAACUUAUCAUGGAACAUGCCAGACGUAAAAUUUCAAGACAUCCAACAUUAGCGGAUAGUAAAGAGAUAAUAUUCCCUGCAUUGGACAAGACAGAUAUCCAGUUGAUGGGUUUCAGCAAGGGGUGUGUGGUACUGAACCAAUUUAUCUAUGAGUUCCAUUACUGUAAGACUUUAACUCCGGAGGAUGACUCCAUGUGCCAGCUUAUUCCUCGGAUAAGACACAUGUUCUGGCUGGAUGGUGGCCAUGCUGGGGGCAAGAACACCUGGAUUACAUCUCGCAGCCUCUUAGAGACGUUGACCCGGCUAGGAAUAGAAAUACACAUUCAUGUCACUCCCUACCAAAUCAACGAUGAUCGCCGACCGUGGAUAAGAAAAGAAGAAAAAUUAUUUAGUGACUUGCUCAGAAGGUUGGGAGCUUCAGUGAAAAGAUUUGUACAUUUCGAAACAGAAAUUCCUUCAUUAGAAACCCAUUUCGGAGUGAUUACAGCGUAUAAACUAGCCGAACGAAGACAUUCUCUUAUGGCUGUAAAGGACAUGUAAUAUCCUGUAUUAAAUUUAUAAUAAUUGUCACCUUCAGCUAAGUAUUUAAUGCCUUUUUUAAAAGCACUGAAUAGUAUUAAGGUACAGAUUCCUAUGAUAGGUCAGUGUAUAUAAUGUACGAGAACAAACUAUAUUGUAAGAAAUAGAAAAAAAUCCUAAACACAUUCAUUUUUACAUAAUUAAUCAUUACUGCUAUAGCUCUGAUUUUAUUUUUUUCAAUACAACACUUGACGACAUUAAAAUAAGUAAUUAUUUUAGUUAAUACAUUAAAGUAACAAGUUAAUAAUUAUUGUUAUAUCACCUUGAGUGAUUGUUUGCAUGUGUAAUUUCUCAAACUGUUUGGAGAUGCUUAAUAUAUUUGGAACUAAAGAGAUAACAAUUCAAAAUAUUUAUCAUUUUCAUAUUUUACCAAAGCGUCACCUUACUUCAUCAAUAGGAAAAAUGAUUACAAUACCACUGCCUUUUCUUUCAUAGACUAAUUUUACUCUGAAACAAUGCAGUAUGUUGUUGUGCAUGUCCUCAUCUGGAAUUGUUUCAAGGCAGUAGCUCUGCUAAGAUUUUUGUUCACUAACUUAAAAUUCGUGUGUGUGUUCGGAUAUAGCUUAGCAGUGGUAACAGUUUUGUGUCUGUUGUUAUAGUGCAAACACAAUGUUAACUUAUUUUUGUGUAUUUCUCUUUUAAAUCGUAAUUUAUUAAAUAUUGUUCAUAUAAAUAUUGUAAUGCCAUUAUUUGUAUUUAGGUUUUGUUAUUAGUAAAGAUAAUCAUACAAUGUAUUUUGCUCUAAUUUAUUUUAACUAUCCAUGAUGUUGUCAUGCAUCAAAUAAAUAUUUUUUGAGUUACAAUCUUCUUGUAUAAAAGUGAAAA
This is a messenger RNA of Homalodisca vitripennis (glassy-winged sharpshooter), 2054 nucleotides long. Its product is annotated as mitochondrial protein C2orf69 homolog. Gene Ontology annotation, cellular component: mitochondrion. Lineage: Eukaryota; Metazoa; Arthropoda; Insecta; Hemiptera; Cicadellidae. The record is from RefSeq and is a predicted model, not a curated record.